Molecule: messenger RNA, 1413 nt
Organism: Talaromyces rugulosus
Lineage: Eukaryota; Fungi; Ascomycota; Eurotiomycetes; Eurotiales; Trichocomaceae
Exons: 2
Coding region: 1-1413 (470 amino acids)
Source: RefSeq, a predicted model, not a curated record
AUGGGGAAUCAAGAACAGUCGCAGCCUCUUUUGAGCGACGACGAUCAUCAUAAAAUGCCAUUUACUCCUUAUCACGACGACUCCUCUGGGUCGGAAACUGUCGGCUCUACCACCGUCUACACGCCGUCUACAUCUGAAGUCGAAACUCUGCCCGAGUACCACGACGUGACUCCGGCUUACACGCCGCCUUCUAUGGGGGACUACAAAGGUGGUGAUGUCGCCGGUAUUCCCGUAGAACAAGAAGAAGACGAAGAAAUAGACGAGCCCGUCCGACGACGUGGCUGCUGCGGUCGAUUCCGAAAAGCGAAGAAGGGCGACAAGAAGCGUCGUCCGCUACGACGACGGCUGUUUGCCUUGGUGAAGAUUGUCUUUUUGGUUUCCCUUGUCUCGUUUUUCAUUGGGAAGAAGUGCAUUCGCGAUAAAAAGGUCAAGGACUUUACGUGGGUAGACUGCCCACAAGUAGAGUACGAUCCGCAGAAUCGCGAAAUCAUACGAGAAACCGGGUCGAGGGCAAUCUGGGGCCGAUACCCGCUGUACGAUCUCCUAUCCCUCAAGACUACAUCUGGCAGCAUCGCCGUCACGGUUGAACCACAACCAGCCGAUCCGGAGCACCCGGACGAGCCAGCUCGGCUUGUGCUGGAAACCGGGACAGGCUCUGUGGCCGUGUCGUUUUCGCAUCCUCAUCUUGAUGCUGUUUUUGAGCAAGAUGCCACAAUCGAGUUUGAUGAUCAGCCGUUUGUCCCGGAUGAAGGGGAUAUCAAGGCGUUCAAGAGGUCGUGCAAAAAGCAAAAGAAGCAGCACAACAAGAAGAAACACUUGGGCCACACAGUUGACAAGACAGCCGCCGCCGCUAUUCAGUACCGGCCAUAUGAGAUUGUAAUCAAGACUCAUAGUGGCUCUGUCUCGGGCAAACUGAUCUUUUCUUCUUCUGCGCAUGUGGAAACCUACACGGGAACGAUUUCAGCAACUCUGAUACCCGUGGUCUCGUCUGGAUAUCCAGCCAACAAUGCGACUCUCGUGACUCGCACGCACAGCGGGUCUCAGAAUAUCGCGUUGGUAAACCCACUCAGGGUGGCGCCUUCUGAUAUCUUCUCGUCGCCGGAUGAUUCAGUAGUAGUCCAUGCUACAUCGUCGCACAUCAGCGACUCGGGUCAUAUCAAUGCCGUAUACCCUCAUUCCUGGGCGGGCACAGUCGAAGCUGCCGCGCACACGGGUUCGAUUUGCCUGGAUGGACCGGGUCUGGAGGUUAGCAAGGACGGCCAGGGCCAUGCUUCGGGCGUCAAGUACGCAGAGGAAAACCCCGAGAGUCCAGAGUGGUGGGGCAGUCGCGGCGAUAUGGAUGUGUCGCUGGAGGCCAGGGGGGCUGGGUCUAUUACAUUUUUCGUAAAACACCCACCUCACGCGAGAGAUUGA